This is a messenger RNA of Lymnaea stagnalis (great pond snail), 12577 nucleotides long. Lineage: Eukaryota; Metazoa; Mollusca; Gastropoda; Lymnaeidae. The record is from the annotation of a GenBank genome assembly.
CGGUUGGACGCCACUGCAUUUUGCGGUGAGAGGCAAGCAUGUCAAGGCCAUCAACUGGUUGCUAUACGCAGGGGCUGAUGUCAACCUCAAAAAUAAGGUAAGUCGCCAACAAUCAUCUUCUCAUUUUUUUUAAUAUUAUAAUUUGUCCUCCCAUUAAAGCGUUUUAUUUUCAGAUCGCAUUCCAACGACAAUUGGCAAAUUUUCAUUUAUUAUCAUUUUUUUUUCUUUUUUAUAAAGCACGAAUGUACAGAUCAUGUCUGUCAAAUAUAUUACGUGAAACGCGCCGAAUUUUGGCCACGCCACAAAAUACUUUUUAACGCUUUAAACCCGAAUUUUAAGACGUUUCCUUAAAAUCUGUAGGAAGAUAAAACUCCCAUAGAGAUUUGUGACGAGGACGAUCCCAUCAAAGAGAUGCUGGAAGCUCACCUCCACUCUCUCGACGACGGCCCGUAAGUAAAACUAACCAGCACAUAACAUGGACUAAAUCGGGACUAAUUUUUUUUUUAAAAACAAAAGAGCUGUACGAGUUUUACUUUAAGAAUUACCACACACACACACAAAAGCAAAUAGUAGACGUGAAAGAUGUGCAUACUUUAUCAGAGCAGUUUGGCGAAAAAAAAAAGUGUCAUUCGAUAUGGAGCGACGGCUAAGUAGAGGAAAGUGCCUUGUUGUUGGGGGUUCUCAAACAGUUUAACAAAGAACGCAAACUACUUUUGUUCAUGAAUGUUCUUGGCAGCACAUACUUCUACUAUAUGAGCGCAGCCAGGCUAUUUAGUUUAAACAAUAAGAAAUGUACGCAUCCUUAAUUUUGCAAUUUCAAAAUUGUCGGCUCUAAACUAGAAAUUUGAUUAAAACCCUACCUAAAAUUCUUGAAUAUAUUAAAAUAACCAAGUUCGUGUUUGGAUGAACUAUAAAUGGUUUUUAAAAAGAUAGAGACUUUUUAAUUGGUUACAGAAAAAAAAAAAAAAGAAUUUCGUCAAAUCUUUGGUGAGGUUGAUCUUUAUUUGCAUAAACCAACAUUAGUUAAUCGAAAAUUUUCAGCGGGCGUACAACAUUUAGAUCACACAAGUUUUAAUCUCCAACAGUCCCUCAAGUGUUCUCAUUCCGUCAUUAUAUCUCUUCAUGUAAUCCUUACAUCCUCUGUCUUGAUCAUUACAUCCUCUGUCUUGAGACUUACGGAAAGCGCACUUUCGCAUUUGCUGACCCUACAAUUUGGAACGCCCUUCCUGUCGCUCUCAGAAAUAACCAGACACUGGAGUCCUUUAAAACUGAUUUAAAGACCCAUCUAUUUCGCAAAAACCUUCUAGGAUGAUGUAGUCUACCAUAUUUUCCAGUUAAGGCACAUUGGCUGUGUUGCUUAUGGUUGAAAUGGCUAGAAAGACUUUGACUUGGUAUGCUUGUAAUUAGAUUUUGUAGUGUUGCGUUUGUUUUAAAUGUGGUAAAUUAUAGAUUUUUAAACAUGGGUGACUUUGUACCGCGCUUCGAGCCUUUGGGGAUGAAGCGUGUUUUUCAAAUAAACUUUAUUAUUAUUAUUAUUAUAAUUACAUACUCUGUCUUGAUCAUUACACCCUUUGUCUUGAUCAUUACAUCCUCUGUCUUGAUCAUUGCAUCCUCUGUCUUGAUCAUUACAUCCUAUCACUUGACCAUCACAUCUCUUCACUUGACCAUUACAUCUCUUCAUUUGAUCAUCACAUUCUCUCACUUGACCAUCACAUCUCUUCAUUUGACCAUCAAAACUCUUCAUUUGACCAUCCGAUAUUCUCACUUGACCACCACAUUUCUUCAUUUGACCAUCACAUCUCUUCAUUUGACCAUCACAUCUCUUCAUUUGACCAUAACAUUUCUUCAUUUGACCAUCACAUUUCUUCAUUUUACCAUCACAACUUUUCAUUUGACCACCACAUCUCCUUAAUUGACCAUCACAGCUCUUCAUUUGAUGAUCACAUCCUCUCACUUGAACACCACAUUUCUUCAUUUGACCACCACAUCUCUUCAUUUGACCAUUACAUCUCUUCAUUUGAUCAUCACAUCCUCUCACUUGACCAUCACAUCUCUUCAUUUGACCAUCAAAACUCUUCAUUUGACCAUCCGAUAUUCUCACUUGACCACCACAUUUCUUCAUUUGACCAUCACAUCUCUUCAUUUGACCAUUACAUCUCUUCAUUUGACCAUCAUAUAUCUUCAUUUGACCAUCACACCCUCUCACUUGACCAUCACGUCUCUUCACUUGACCAUCACAUCUCUCCAUGCCAUCUUCUCCCAAGCCUGGACCUGUGCAGCGCAUUCAUUGGUCGCAAGCAGUUGAACCAGAUCGGGCCGGACGGUCUGCUCAUGUUCGUGACGUCCAGCAUCUGGUCAGAGAAGAUGCAGUUCAUCUUCUGCAUCAGGAUCAGGCCGUAUCGGGCCCUGCCGCCCAUACCGUUACGCCAGGAUGAGCAGUUCUACAGUGAUGUCUGGCAUUACAGGUGGGCUUUAGAAGGCAUUUAAGGUGAACUGUAGAAUACGUUGAAUGGUGAGCUUUAUAAUACAUUAUAUUAUGUGAGCUGCAGAAUGCAUUACAAGUGAGCUUUAGAAUACAUUACAGAUUAACUUAAGAUUACAAUAUAUAGUAGCUUGAGAAUGCAUUUUAUGUUAGCUUAAGAAUAUAUUUUUAUUAGCUUUAAAAUACAUUUUAUUUAGCUUAUAAUACAUUAUAUAUUAGCUUUAGAAUGCAUUACAGGUGAGUUUUAGAGUAUAUUAUAGAUGAUUUUUUUAGAAGACAUUACAGGUGACCUUUGGAAUACAGUAAGAAGGUUGAUGUUCUAAUCGAUUUCUUUAAAGUUGCUUUCAAAACCAUACAUGAGAACCAAGAGUAAUGUCAUAAGCACAUUCUUAUGGACAACCUGUACAUUAUUUUAUUUUAUUUGAUGCCUAUUUAUUAUCUUACAAACAUUAUCUCCCUACUGGUCUGGCACGCCACGAAGAGACAAACCCCAUGUGACACCGCCGAGUCACCUCGGUGGUGCUGAACUUUGACCUAGAGGAUUUUGGUCGCUUCACUGUCAGAGCCAACCAAACACAUUAGAGCCUAUAUAAAAACUGAAUUUUUCGUUUGAUUGUCAGAUCAAACAAAACUCGUUGAGCCAAAAUAAAUAUAAAGAAUGUUCAUUGGUCGUCUGUGGUAUCGAUCACUAGUGACACAUCCAUGCAUAACUUUUCAUGAGAACAUCAGUUUUAUGAUAACACUUCAAAACCAUCUACAGGAUGAUGCGAAGGCUGAACAGGAAAGAGACGAGAGUUAAGGCCUACUUUCGAAUGUUCGAAGAACUGUAUAACACCGAGGUGGUUCUCAAGAUAACUUCGAAAACAAGAUUUUUGGGAGAGGUUCCCGUAACUCUUUCCAAGUACACUCAAUUUGUAAGUUAUUGCCCCUGUGUUACAUAAUUUCUUAAAUAUCAUUAUCAGAACACUUUUUUUUUUAAUGGAGAGAAAAGAAAUUGUAGGGGUCAACUAUUUGGUAGCUUCGACAUUCAAAAAGUUGUAGUAGCAGCAAAUCUCCUUUCAUUCAUGCUUCGAUAAUAUUUCUCCUCCAGAACUACACCAGCUACCUGGCUUGCGCAGAGCUGGACCUGAAAGACGAAGGUCAGUUCGUCAUGGUCAAACGCACGAGACCCGGCCUGCUGCUCAAAGAUGACGAUGGGGUCUACUCCCACAAGCGCUUUCCCAACUUCAAGUUUAACCUGCCAGACGUGAGUAAUCCUGUAGCUGGAGAUUUUUGCCGUUAGAGGUUUAAUAGCUUUACUCGAAAAUGCACACUCACUGCAAUGAAAACUAAUUAGCACUAGACGCCGAACAAUGGCGGACGCAGUGCGUGGACUUCCCAUCAACUAACUUCACUUGACAAAACAUGCAGUGAAGUAACCUUUAUAAGAUUCCCAGUCAGUGCUACCCACGUCGGUACGCCACCGCCCCUUGAACUUUAUUAAAAUUAUAAUUUCCCACCCCUUUAAUACCGCAGAUUUAUAUCACGAUAUUAAAAUUGAGACUGUUUCGGUAAAACACAUGAAAAUGUUACGCACCAAACGCACUUGUCAUAUUUUAAUAAUCUCAUUUAGUGCAGUUAGCGGGAAUUUUAUUUAGUGAAAUCGGUGGCAUCUGGUAGGUUUUGUGUUAUGGCUACAUAGAGCAUUGUUUAUUUUGAUAAUUACUUUGUUUUUUUUUAAUAAUUUUUUUAUUUAUUUAUUUAUUAUUUUUGAAAAAUUAUAUUUUAUAGUAUAUUACUUGAAAAAUAUUUUAAAAGAUUAUAUACAUUUUUUAAAAGAAAUUAUGUGAAAAAUAUUUAAUGUCUCUGUGUAUACCUUUUUUUUGGCAUAGUCGUCUGUUUUGUGAGACGAUGGUCCCAUAGCUUCUGUUGUUUGUUUUUUACACACAUUUUCGUUACUUACAUGUCACUGACCUCUAUGUAGCGCAGUAAAAGAAUUAUGUCAACAUUUAAUGGAAAUAAUUGAAAAAUAAUUGAAAAAUAAUUGAAAACAAUCUUUUUAUGUUGAAGGAAACGCACACGAAAAACAAAUAUUCCAUUUUUUUUUCAAAACAAAGUUUGAAAAUACAUUUAAUUACAUUUUAAUACAUUUAAAAACGUCCUUUCCUUAACUAAUUAAAAUAAAAUCUUCUAUUAACCCCCACCCACCCGAAAGAAUGUGUGGUGUACGGCUAUUGUAGUUAGAUGUGUUUGGACUUCAUAACUGAUUGUUUUUUUGCCUGGUCUUUUAUACCACAAGGGGUCGUUGCCUGAAGUACCGAAUACGUGGGACGCAACAAGACGGGACAGAGCUGAACAGGAGGCGAAAGAAAUGAUGUUUAAGAUCAUGCCUAUGCCAGAAAGUGAGGCAACAGUUUGAAUCGAUUCUUCUUUUUAUAACACAUUUUGCAGUUAUUGUUUUUUUUAAAAUCUUCAUUAUAGGUAAAAAAAAAAAUUAUAAUAAUAAUGCAUCAUAAAGUCCAAGCCCCCCCCUCCCCCCAAUUGUGUGCUACAUGGUCCUAUCUUCGGGCGCUCUCAAUCCUUACUGGGUGGUCCAGGCAUGAGCGUUGAUGUAAUCCUCCACAUAAAUUUCUGGUCUUUCCGCAAAUCCUUCCAGACUUUGUCGGGCAUUUUACCCAUAGAGGCUGAGAAGAGUUUGAGGACGGAUGAGGACUUUUGGGACAAGGCACUUGAAAUGAUAGACUUUUUCCGGUGUAGGUCUUACCCGGAGACAGUACUUUCAUCAGCCCUCCAAAGGGUUAAGAAUAUUACACGCGCUGAUGCCUUCAGACCACGUCUGAGCGACAAUGUUGACAGGACUAAACUCAUUUUAACUUAUCACCCUCACAAUCUGAUUGCUAAACGUGUUUUCCUUAAACAUCGAUCUAUACUACUCGCAGACACCGACACACGAGAAAUUUUCUCUUCCCCACCUCUCAUUGUUUUCAGACGGGAUAAAAAUCUGAGAGACCUGCUUGUACGCAGUCGUAUCAAUGCUCCCCCCUCCCACUUUGGGACCAAGCCGUGUGGACGCAGUCGUUGCAACACGUGCCCUUUUGUCGUCCAGACUGAACGCAUACGUUUCCCCAAGGGCAGUUUUCAGAUACGCGACGGUUUCCUCUGUACAAGCCGCAACGUUAUCUACGCCAUUGUCUGCACCCGCUGUCAGAUGACAUACAUAGGGGAGACUGGACGCCGUCUCUCGGACAGGUGUACCGAACACCUCCGAAACAUUACACAAGAUAAACAGUGUCCCGUCUCCAAACACUUCAAUAGUAGCGACCACCGGGGCAAGGCGGACUUUUCAAUAAGUGCGAUUGUGGCUAGCACUAACACCGCCAGCCGGGUCAAUUUGGAACACAGACUUAUCCUGACUUACGGCACUUUGACGCCAGAUGGGAUUAAUGUUAUGUCUCUGUUCACAGCUUGACCCUAGCUCCGCCCCUCCACGUUCUGACCUAUCACAGUGAACUUUUUUCUCCCCCCUUUUUUUCGCCGCUGCUUAUUUAAACUCUCACUCAUUUUCCUUCUGCCACACUUCUAUUGCUGCCCACAGAUACUACUUACCAGCUAAGUGCUAUUUCUUAUUUUUAUAACGUUUUUUCUGUUGUUUUGUUCGCUGACGAAGGCUUUCUGCCGACACGUUCGCUGUUUUGUUACGUUUAAUUUUUCAGGUUUAACCAUACUCUGUUUUACUCAUUUUAUUUUAUACCUCAUUGCCGGAUGACUCAGGACACCCAGCAGAAACUGUCCAAUAGGUCAAGCAAACGUGUUGGCCCCUGUUGUGGGGCCGUCCGGUUCAGGGGCCGUCCCUGCCAACUCCACUAAAUACCAUGAUUGGCACCGCAUCGCGUUCUUCAAACGUUGCAUUAACUGCUCUGUGGCCUUCUUAUUAGUCAACUAUUUCUGAAAUAUUGUAAGCACGAAGACAAUGGAAGCAAAUGCUGUAUCAGAUAUCAAGGUCCACACCUUUUGCAUCUGCUAUCUGCAAUAGUCUCUGAGGAAGGCUCCAAGCCCGAAAUGGUGUCCAGGAUUUCCCAGACCCCAACAGCAGUAAAGAGGCUCAGGAAAAUAUAGAACGACAUAAAAUAUAGCCCCCCCAGCACCAAAAUCAAGCUGAUGCGCUCGGUAGUCCUCUUCAUUUACUUGUAUGCCUGUGAGUCCUGGACAUUAACAGCUGAACUUGAAAGGAAAAUAAAGGCGAUGAGAUGUUAAAGAAGCAUUCUUGGCAUCUGGUAUAGGGACCAUGAUCAAGUGAAAGAAAGGAUUCGUCGGGCAAUUAGGCAGUACGAUGACUUCCUGGUGACUGUAAAAAAGCGCAAACUACAAUAGUAUGGCCACGUGACAAGGCAACAAGGGCUCUCCAAAUAAAUCAUGCAGGGCACAGCGAGAGGAGGGAGAAGAAGAGGAAGACAGAGAACAAAAGAUGGGAAGAUAAAAUCAAAGAGUGUACGAGACUCAAACUAGGCGAUGCUGUGCGUAGUGCAGAAGACAGAGACAAAUGGAGGAGGAUAGUUCACAUGUCCUCUUGUGACGCCCCAACGGUCCAAUGACUAAGGGACAUGAUGAUGAUGAUGAUCUGCAUAAUAUCCCUCCCUCGAUUCUUCAAAGCAAUUUUUACAGCACUGUAAGUGCCUGCGUUUUGUGUAAUUGGAUUUAUAUGGAAGUCUGAAUUAGAAAACAACCGAAUGUGAUUUUAUGAUUUAGGCUGAACUCGAAAUCAAACCGAACGUUAAAAUGACUCUUUGCUGAAACCGAAGCCGAAACCAAAAGCUUCACGAGACUUUUGACAGGAACAGUAAGAUUUAAACAUUUUGAAACUCGUUCGCGCAUAAAUUCGGCGUACGUCGAAAGAAUGAUGGGGAAAGUAUCAAUAUGUGUAGAUACUUUUAAUUUUUUAAUAAAGGUGAUUUUUAAUAGAUGAACAUCUAAUGAAUAUUUUGCCUUUUACCAUUUUAAUUAAAAAGUAAUUAAAAAGUUGUUCAAAUGUAUUUUAAAGUAGUAUGGUAAGAAAAAAUUGUGACCGUGAAAAGGGGGGGGGGGCCAAAUUCGUACGGAUAGAGAACCCUUAGCUUUUAUAAUAUAAGUAGAGAGCUACCUAGACAGAUUUGCUAUCGGUCGUAUGUUUAGCCUAUGCAUUAUUUAUUGAUAUGGCCAUGUAAAAGUUCUAUAAACAACCCACGAAGGAACUCCUUAUUCCGCUACACCAUACAAUUUCGUUAAAGCAAACAUUCUUUAUUAGUCGACAUUUAACAUGUUCGUUUGUCUGCAAGAAUCAUUUAUGGGCUAAUUUUUUAGAUUUGAACCCGAUGAAACAAAAGUUUCACGAAGGCUUUGUUCAUUAUUUUAAUACGGCAGACCCACUACAUAAUUAUUAUACAAGAGAGUUAUAAAUGUGAACAUUAGGUACAUUGUGUUGUAAUCGGUAACGAGUCUACGUGGCAAACUUCAGCUCGAUAGUUUUACGGGAAGUGGGUCAAUUAGCCGUCCGAGGAUUUUUGCCCUCAACACACAAAAAACAAAAAGCGAGGUUAAUAUAAAGGAUUACGCAAAUUUUUUUGCCAGGGAUCUAAUUUAGAUGUGUUAUUUUUCACCUAAAAAUGAGUCGUGGGAAGCCUGCUCAUUUUCAGUAUUAGCAGCUGGUGUGGGAAUUCAUCUUCUGCUAUCAAACACCGAAUAAACAGAAGAAUCAAGAAAGAUAGGAACCAAGACACAAACUAAACAUUCUUUACUGGAAGAACUAUUUGGAGAAAGAUGUUUUUGUAAAACUAAACAAAUUAUGGAUGAUACAUCCCACCCUUUUCACCAGAUACUUAGGAUCGGUCCUUUCGGGACGAAUUCUUUCUGUCACGGCGAUGACUGAGAGAUAUAAAAAAAAAUUCCGUUGUUCCCCAAUCUGUACAAAUUGACCAGCGCGCUUACCAAGAAGUCACAAAUCUAAAUGAGAACUUAAAAGUCCCUGUUAUGACUAAGCGAAUUCACUGAAUAGCAAUGUUUUGUUUUUUUCCCAAUAGUAAAAUAACUUAACGUAGAUGUCUUGUCUUUAAAUUGUUUUAAUUGGAAAAUUUUUGAACUUUAUUAUGUGCUGAAAAAUGUAUAUGUGCAAUGCAAUCAAUAAAAACACAUUUCGAUUUGUUUGGCUCAAUAAAAGAAUAUAAUAAUAUCUUUAAUGAAUGUGGGAGUAUAAAUUAAAAACAAUAGUUUGAUGAACACUGUCUCCAACCUUCCCCCCCCCCACCAGAGAAAGAGAGUGAGAAGCAAGUCGUCUGGGUGGACGAGAACACCAAUGCUGACGUUUGUUUGGCUUAAUAAAAAAAUAUAAUAAUAUCUUUAAUGAAUGUGGGAGUAUAAAAUAAAAACAAUAGUUUGAUGAACACUGUCCCCAACCUUCCCCCCCCCCCCCACAGAGAAAGAGAGUGAGAAGCAAGUCGUCUGGGUGGACGAGAACACCAAUGCUGACGUAGCUGAGAGCGAACACAAUGACCCCGAUAAGGCGUUGUCAGGUAUUUUUGUCAGAUAGUUUUGUCAUGUAAAUUUGUCAGCUUCAAUUGUCGUUUAAAUGUGUCAGGUGUACAGGGUGGGCCAAUAAAAGUGAGAACAUCUCGUAGCGUAAUGUUUUACAGAGAUGUUCUCACUUUUAUUGGCCCACCCAGUAUUUUGUCAGUUAUAUUUGUCAGUUAUUUUUGUCAGGUAAAUUUUAGCAGGUAUAUGUGUCAGGUUUAUUUGUCAAGUAUAUUUUUCAGGUGUCCAUUACAUGUCUCAGUUAUAUUUGCCAGUAAUAUUGGUCAUGUAUAUUUGUCAAGUAUAUUUUUGCAGGUAUAGCUGUCAGGUGUCCAUUAUAUAUGUCAGUUAUAUUUGCCAGUUAUUUUAUUCGGGUAUAUUUUUCAGGUAUAUUUUUCAGGUAUAUUUUUCAGGUAUAUUUGUCGAGUAUAUUUGUCGGUAUAGUUGUCAGGAAUACUUGUCAGGUAUAUUUUUUGCAGGUAUUUUUGUUAGGUUCCAUUAUAUGUGUCAGUUAUAUUUGCCAGCUAUAUUAGUCAGGUAUAUCUGUCAGGUAUAUUAGUCUGGUAUACGUCAGGUAUUUUUGUCGGGUAUGUGUGUCAAGUAUAUUUGUCAAAUAUACUUAUAGUUUCAAUUUAAAUUCAUCGAGUGGUCAGAGAAGCUUGCGCCGCCCAUGAUUGCUCUGGCGUGUUUGAUUUACGGCUUGCCAAAAUAAUGAGGAUCUUUUAUCACCAAAAAAUACUUAUUAUUAUCAUUAUAAAUGGGUAAUCGGAAAGUAAAAAAGUCCAGCUUUUCUUGAACGUUAUCCUCAAAGCCUUUUUUUUUUAACGUCAGUCAUGAUCCUCGGCGUAACAUUCAGAACCAGGAAAUAAAGACAAGUUGUUGGCGCCAUCCCACUCGGCAGAGUGUAUGGCCCAGCGGUCAAUUCAUGGGUCUGGCCACCAGGUCAAAAUGCCCGUCAACCAACCUGCAGGCUUACAAUGCCGGACGGACCGGUUUCAGGGUCAGAGCAACGAAUGACUGUGUUGUGGACAAUGAAAAUGUCGGACAAUGUAAAUGUCGCACAAUGUAAAUGUCGCACAAUGUAAUGUCGGACAAUGUAAAUGUCGGACAAUGUAAAUGUCGCACAAUGUAAAUGUCGCACAAUGUACAUGUUGGACAAUGUAAAUGUCGGACAAUGUAAAUGUCGCACAAUGUAAAUGUCGCACAAUGUACAUGUCGGACAAUGUAAAUGUCGGACAAUGUAAAUGUCGGACAAUGUAAAUGUCGCACAAUGUAAAUGUCGCACAAUGUACAUGUUGGACAAUGUAAAUGUCGCACUAUGUAAAUGUCGCACUAUGUAAAUCUCGCACAAUGUAAAUCUCGCACAAUGUACAUGUCCGACAAUGUAAAUGUCGGACAAUGUAAAUGUCGCACAAUGUAAAUGUCGGACAAUGUAAAUGUCGGACAAUGUAAAUGUCGGACAAUGUAAAUCUCGCACAAUGUACAUGUUGGACAAUGUAAAUGUCGGACAAUGUAAAUGUCGCACAAUGUAAAUGUCGCGCAAAGUAAAUGCCGGACAAUGUAAAUGCCGGACAAUGUAAAUGUCAGACAAUGUAAAUGUCGCACAAUGUAAAUAUCGGACAAUGCAAACGUCGGACAAUGUAAAUGUCGGACAAUGUAAAUGUCGGACAAUGUAAAUGUCGGACAAUGUAAAUGUCGGACAAUGUAAAUGUCGGACAAUGUAAGUGUCGGACAAUGUAAAUGUCGGACAAUGUAAAUGUCUGGCAAUGUAAAUGUCGGACAAUGUAAAUGUCGGACAAUGUAAAUGUCGCACAAUGUAAAUGUCACACAAUGUACAUGUCGGAAAAUGUAAAUGUCGGACAUGUAAAUGUCGGACAAUGUAAAUGUCGGACAAUGUAAAUGUCGGACAAUGUAAAUGUCUGGCAAUGUAAAUGUCGGGCAAUGUAAAUGUUGUAAAUGUCGGGCAAUGUAAAUGUCGGACAAUGUAAAUGUCGGGCAAUGUAAAUGUCGGGCAAUGUAAAUGUCGGGCAAUGUAAAUGUCGGGCAAUGUAAAUGUCGGACAAUGUAAAUGUCGGACAAUGUAAAUGUCGGACAAUGUAAAUGUCGGACAAUGUAAAUGUCACACAAUGUAAAUGUCGGACAAUUUAAAUGUCCACAAGACCCUACGACGCCUCCCCCGGAAUAAGCGUCAAGAGAAGAAGAAGGUAUGUGACGUCAUGGCAACGAUGACCCCCCAAAGGUUUGGUCUAUCUCGUCCAUUACUUUUGUUGUUGUUGUUGUUUUAAACUGUCCGUCAACGAAACGUUGCAGGUGAAGCUGAGAGCGUGGAGGAGGGUGAGGGGCAAGAAGGAGAGGAAGAUGAGGAAGAAGGCUCGAUCCCAGAAGAGGACUGGCCAGGAGGGAUGCGACCCGGCACCAUGCUGGAAGGAGACGAGCCUGAUGACUGUACGGACUUCUACUUCAUCAGCAGAGGAUGGGGGCUUUAUUUGGAGGUGAGAUAUCAGCAGCGGGAUUUGGGGGGGGGGGGCUGUAUUAGGAAGUAACCCAUCAGCAAGGGGGACUGGGGGCCGUAUUGGGGGUAAAACAUCAGCAUGAGGAGGAGAGGGGCUGUAUACAGAGGUAAGACUCCAGGGGAUCGGGGACUGUAUACAGAGGCAAGACGGGAGGGGAUCGGGGGCUGUAUACAGAGGUAAGACUGUAGGGGAUCGGGGGCUGUAUACAGAGGUAAGGUUGUAGGGGAUCGGGGGCUGUAUACAGAGGUAAGACUUAAGGAAUUUGGGGCUGUAUAUAGAGGUAAGACUGCAGGGGAUUGGGGGCUGUAUACAGAGGUAAGACUGUACGGGAUUGGGGCUGUAUACAGAGGUAAGACAGCAGGGGAUCGGGGAAUGUAUUAGGAAACAAGCCAUCAGCAGGGGAGUUGGGCUGUAUUUGGAGGUGAGACAUGAGCAGGGGAUUGGGGCAUUCUUUGGUGACUUUCUGUUUUAGACGUGGGAAAAUUCUGGUUCAGGUAGAUGUGGGUUUUAGGAGACAACGUUGGACAAAUUCAUUACAAUUUGUGUAGCGUCUUCUUUGCUUUCUCAACUGCCAAUUUGAGUAUUCUUUAAUUAAAGGAACUUAACGGUACCAGUUAUCUCUUAUUUUUAUAGAAGAACAAAAAUUUAAAGGAACGAACUAUUACAUGAAAAGUUGAUUGAAGAAUCAGUCUCUAUAGGACUGCCAUCAGAAUUUAUUGAACUAGGACACAGGCGUUAAAUGUAUGGGGGGCGGGGAGGGGGGGGGGUUCUGUCCAAAAAUUAUUUUAAUAAGAAACUAAGAUACUUUAGGUUGAGCGGCUUAAUUUUUUUUUUUAAAACAUCUAUUUACUUUCUUUUAACACUCGCUCAGGGCCUCCCUGUUUGUCCUCUGAGCAAACUGAUGGACCCGGCCAGCUAUGAGAAGAACCUGAUCCUCUGUUCCACUCCAUUCUAUCGCAUCUACCACACUUCGAAUAAGCACCCUACCGCCAUGUGCACUGUACAAAUUCCAAAGACGCAGGACUUUGUCCGGCAUGGGACUGUCCUUGUAUUUAUGAGGUAG